UGCUAAUAAAAAGAUAUCUUGCUUUUGUCAUUGUCUUUUUAGCCGCUUACUUUUCAUGGAUGCCCUUUCACCUCUUUUGAGUUUCUAGGUGGUUUUAGCACAUUGUGCAGCUAGCUGGUGUACACUCUAUCACUCAUACCUACUCAUGCAUAUUCAUCUCUUUUAUUCCAUUUUUUCACUAUAAAUACACCCUUCUCUUUCUCCUCCUUUUAUCAUCCCAUUACAUUUCCACUCUCUUCUUACUCUUCGCCUUUGCUCCCUCUUUUCCCACUUUUUCCAAAGAAGCGAAUAUGAGCUAUUCACAUCAUACUAUGGGUUCUGGUAGUAGAACUGCUAGAAGGACAUUUGAGUUUGGGAGGACUUAUGUGGUGAGGCCCAAAGGGAAACACCAGGCCACUAUAGUUUGGUUACAUGGCCUUGGGGAUAAUGGUUCCAGCUGGUCCCAGCUAUUGGAAGGCCUUCCUCUGCCAAAUAUUAAAUGGAUUUGCCCAACUGCUCCUACUCGUCCUGUGGCUAUACUCGGUGGAUUUGCUUGCACUGCAUGGUUUGACGUAGGAGAGCUUUCAGACAACAGUCCUGAUGAUUGGGAGGGUUUAGAUGCUUCAGCAGCACAUGUUGCAAACUUGUUGUCAACAGAGCCAGCUGAUGUUAAAGUCGGUAUUGGAGGCUUCAGUAUGGGUGCUGCAAUGGCCCUUUACUCUGCAACUUGUUGUGCUCUAGGUAGGUAUGGAAAUGGAAUUCCAUACAGUGUCAACUUAAGGGCAGUCGUCGGGCUCAGUGGCUGGCUUCCAGGUUCAAGGAACUUGAGGAACAAAAUAGAAGGUUCAAAUGAGGCUGCAAGACGUGCGGCGUGCUUGCCCAUUAUGCUCAGUCAUGGAACUUGUGAUGAAGUAGUCCCCUUUCAAUAUGGAGAGAAAUCAGCCAACUCCUUAAGUGUAGCAGGAUUUCGACACCUUACGUUCAAAUCUUUUGAAGGGCUUGGUCAUUACACAGUUCCUAAAGAGAUGGACGAGGUCUGCAAUUGGCUUGCUGCAAGGCUGGGACUCGAGGGGUCUCGUGCAUAGUUGUAGCACAACAUCAGUUUCUAGUUAAGCAUAACAUGAGGAAGCAGUCGGAAGCAAUAACAUGGGAGAAAAAUGACAAAGCUUAUGUACAAGUAGUUAGUAAAUAGAAAUGGUUCUCGGGUAUAUGGUAUAGAUAAAUUAAGCUUCCUAAUUUUCCCGUUUUCUUGUUGGUCCUAACAAUAAAAAUUUUGUAUGCAUUUUUCUUAUAUUUCACUUGUAGAGCAUAGAUGAUAAUGAAUUUAGUCAAUUCUACUUUU
Molecule: messenger RNA, 1321 nt
Organism: Pistacia vera
Lineage: Eukaryota; Viridiplantae; Streptophyta; Magnoliopsida; Sapindales; Anacardiaceae
Product: acyl-protein thioesterase 2
Exons: 9
Coding region: 291-1064 (257 amino acids)
Molecular function (GO): hydrolase activity
Source: RefSeq, a predicted model, not a curated record